Messenger RNA from Gilbertella persicaria, 324 nucleotides. RefSeq lists its product as uncharacterized. NCBI's taxonomy places the organism in Eukaryota, Fungi, Mucoromycota, Mucoromycetes, Mucorales, Choanephoraceae. The record is from RefSeq and is a predicted model, not a curated record. The transcript has 2 exons. Bases 1 to 324 code for a protein of 107 amino acids.
AUGACCAUUGAAAUACCAACAGAAUUCCUUGAUGUUAUUGCUGCACUUGUUCAGGACAGCGAUGAACAUUUUACUGUGCUUGUCAAUCGUAUCAAUGAUAUCCUAUCCCCUUUUCAGAGAAAAGAAGAUGUGGCACACAGGUAUGAUUUAGCCAUUGAAAAAGCAGUCAAGGCCAUUGCUCAAAAAAUGCCUUAUGGACUUGGACAUGCAGACUAUGUCUCUAUGGAACAUCAUGCGCCCAAUGUGCCCUGGGUAAGUGUCGAGUUAGAUCAUAUCCAUCUGAUUCGACUUUGUAGCAUCUUUGUAUUUAUCGAUGGGAAGUGA